Molecule: messenger RNA, 1173 nt
Organism: Verticillium nonalfalfae
Lineage: Eukaryota; Fungi; Ascomycota; Sordariomycetes; Glomerellales; Plectosphaerellaceae
Exons: 1
Coding region: 1-1173 (390 amino acids)
Source: RefSeq, a predicted model, not a curated record
AUGCCGCCUGGUAUUAACCAUGGUGCUUUUGCUUCAGCCGGCGUCAUCGCUGUGUCCGUAGCUGUCGCCGCAGCCAUCGCCAUUUACGAGUCCCCUGAGCUCCGACGCUAUACCGAUGACAUCCGCAGACGCAUCGCCAUGGCCCUACAUUCGCUGGGCGAGGGUGUUGAGCCUGGCGAGCGCCCUCCCAUGUUCAACCGGCCUGAGGAUGCCCAAGGCUUCCUCGAGUCACGCGGCGGCGUCGGCGGCCAACCCGGCGUCGAUGCCGACGAAGAAACCCGCCGUCGUCAGCGAGAGGAGCUGAUGUACUGGAACGCCAUUCACCUGUCCAAGCUCGAGUUCCAGAAGAAGGCCGACGAACAGGCAUCGCCCGCCGCCCAGCUGCCAGCCGCCACCGAGGGCUCCAGCUUUGACGACUUUCUUCGGCAAGACGCCAGUGGCGAGAGCAACUCAUUCGUUUUCAAGACAGGCGCAAAUAUUAACGAGGGCGAGGCUCAGGUCCGACGCCGCAACGAGGGCGCCCGCGGCCUCGCUGCAGCGGCGGCGGUGGCGGCGCUCGCCAACCCUUUUGACGACGAGUACCGAAUCGAUCCUGUGGAGCUCUUUGACAACGCCAAUAACGUCGCACCCCAUCACGAUGAUUCCAUGUCAGACAUUUACAGCGCCACGACCCGCGAUGCCGAUGACGCCCCUCCCAAUCUCUCUGUCGCCCUCUCCACCGCCACGCCGGACCUCGUGGAUGUGACCACUGACAAUGACACGGCGACAGAGCGCUCGACCACGCUCGACCGCGAGCUUGACCAGGACGAGUACAUGACGGCAGGCCAGGACCAGGAUGACCAUAGUGCCUCCGAGGCGUACGCUUCCAUUCAGGCCUGGGCCCAGGGUUCGAGCUCCAACUUUUACUCGCCCCUGCCCAUGUCGCCCGCCGCUCCCAUGUCCGAGCCCGAGAUGGUCAGCGAGGGUGUUUUGACGCCGACCGACUCGGUUUCGCUCGCCGGCUCCGGCGAGGACAUUGCCAACGACACGGUGUCUUCCAAGGGUGGCGACAAUAGCCGUCCGUACGACGUUCUCAGCGAGAGUGAGGGUAUGAUGACACCAGCGAGCUGGUCCGAAGUCGGCAGCGUCGUCAGCGAGAACGACAUGCAGCACAACGAGCCUUUGCGCGCAUGA